Molecule: messenger RNA, 981 nt
Organism: Prorocentrum cordatum
Lineage: Eukaryota; Dinophyceae; Prorocentrales; Prorocentraceae
Source: the annotation of a GenBank genome assembly
GGUCUCGUCGGCGGGAGCCUCUACGCGGCGGCGCUGCCGGCGAGCCCGACGCACGCCUGGAGGGGCGGCUACAGUACCAGCAUCCGCUUCGCGCACGAGACGGGGGACCCUCGUCGGCUGAGGCAGCGGCAGCUGCGGCGGCUGGGCGCGCUGCUGCUGGGCGCCUGCGUGCUCGUGUCGGCUGCCGUGCUGGCCGUGUGCGGUCGCUGGUCGGCGAGCGCUCCGCCGAGGCACGCCGGGAGGAGGCGCGCGGCGACGGUGGCGCUGGCCGCGGAGGAGGGCGACGCCUACGACUUCCGGAGCACCGACGCUGCCCAGGACGCGGAGAGCAGAUGGCUGAGGGACCUGCAGCACCCCAGCGGCGGCGACGCCGCGCUCGGCGGCCCCCGCGGGAAUCGCAGCGGUCACGAGGGCGCGGGAGGCGGAGGCGGCGGCAGCCGCACCUUCGCGGAGGCCGCCUCGGAGUCGGCGCAGGACAACGCCACGCCCCCCCUGCACGCGGACGGCGAGGCCGCCUCUGGCGGCGAGGCACAGGACGGCGCCAGGACCACAACCAGCCGGUCAUCGACGACAACGUCCUUGAUGACCUGUGGCGUUCUCUACGACAACGUGGACUUCGAAGGCACCGAGCUGCAGUCCUACGAGAGGAUCCCCGGCGCGGAGGCGACGGAGCUGCGACAGCCUCGGUCGAUCUUGCCGGACUUCCACGACACCAGGCUCACGUCGGUCUCGUCACCCUUCAGGAUCUUCAGCGGGGCCAUACCUGCAAUCAGGCCCUUGGUGGACUUCCCGUCGGGCCGGUUCGACUCGGGUGAUUCGGACCACUCAAUCGGCACCAGCACCUGGGCCUGUGAGAGGCUGUGGAUCACCACCGGCAGGUCAGCGCAUUAUCGCACCUGGUCGACCAGCCUAUUCGUCUCGUUGAUAGUCUGCACCGUUGACGAGGGGAUUAUGCUCAAGAGCAGGAUUGCUCUGAUCUGA